Gigantopelta aegis is the source of this 3132-nucleotide messenger RNA. RefSeq lists its product as uncharacterized. The coding region runs from base 105 to 2204 and encodes 699 amino acids. The transcript is spliced from 19 exons. The record is from RefSeq and is a predicted model, not a curated record. Gene Ontology annotation, molecular function: calcium-dependent phospholipid binding; calcium ion binding. Lineage: Eukaryota; Metazoa; Mollusca; Gastropoda; Neomphalida; Peltospiridae. Gene Ontology annotation, cellular component: cytoplasm.
GUACUACAGUGUAUUUAACUGCAAGAUUAUAUCUGUUAAAGAAGUUUACAUAUUCUGUAAACGUAUCUUUUCACAUUUCAGAGUGAUACUGGAUAUCAACAAAAAUGUAUCCCAGUAACUACCCUAGCAACAACUCAGCAUACCCAAUUGGAUCAGCUUAUGCACAGCCACCCCCUAAUUCAGGACCUCCCCCACCCCCAGGAACAUACGGAGACUACAGUGCCUACAAUGUGAACCCAUAUGGAGGUGCUCCUGUCUAUGGUGCGGGUUACAAUGUACUGGCCGUACAGCAAUGUGCUCAGAUGAACCAGGCAUACACACAACAGGCGCCCGCUCCACUGAUGAUUCCGGCAUCAACACAGGUCAACCAGUACAAUGAACAACUCAUGCGCUUUCAGCAGGAACAGCAGCAGCAGAUGAUGAAGAUGUUCAAAGAUCUGCUUGCUGCACAGAGUGGAGGCCAGGCCGACCAGGCUGUACAGGAAAGCCAGAAGCCCUCCGAGGAAAAACAGGAGUACAUUCCAGAGCUGCCGCCUGCAGUCGCUAUACCUGAGGAAGGUAAUGAUGAUGGAAAGUUGAAAGAAAUGAUGCGACAAGCAUUCAUUAACGAGUUGAUUCGCAGACAGCGAGUGUCUGGCACGUUUGAUCUGACAGAAGGAACUGUGAAGCCCAUGAAGAUGUAUUCAAGUGAUGAUCCUGUUGCUGAUUGGUCGAGAUCCAAUGAUGACCUUGACCUGGUGGGGAAGAACUGGGAUCCAGAGAGCGAUUGUAAAUAUCUGCGAGCUGCAAUGAAGGGUGCUGGUACAAAUGAAGCGGCCAUUACCCAUGUUACAGCGACCAGGAGUAACACACAGAGGCAGCAGCUCAAGAAAAUGUUUAAAACUAUGUAUGGACGGGACUUGAUUGAAGAUAUAGCCAGUGAGCUGAGUGGAGACUACAAAGAAUCGGUGAUGGCUUGCUUUGUGUCCCCGGCUUUCUACGAUGCCUGGUGUAUUAAGGAAGCAAUCUACGGUCCUGGCACUGAUGAACAGACUCUCAUAGAGAUUCUCAUGACAAGAACUAAUGCACAGAUUGAAGAACUCAAAAGUGUGUAUGGAGAUGUGGUGAGUCCUCACCGGAAGGUAUCAAGCUCAAAACUUGAAGACGAUAUCAAAGGCGACUGCAGUGGAGACUUCAAACGUUUGCUCAUCUCAGCAUCACAGGGCAACCGUUACGAAGUAACUCGAGAACAGCUGGAGGGUGCGGUGGAGGAGAUUGUAAAUGAGGAGGGGGUGGGGACGGGGAUGUUCCAGAUCAACUACAACAAACUGUGUGACAUGGAGGCUGCUAGACGGGACGCCCAACGUCUGUACAAGGCCGGCGAGAAGCGGUGGGGCACCGAUGAGGAGGAAUUUAACCUGGUCUUCUCAACAAGACACUACUACCAGCUGAGGGCGGUCUGGGAGGAGUACGUGAAGUUGGAGGAGUACGUGAAGGAGAGUGGUUUUACUUACUGUCAUGGGAGGAUUGGAGGAGUACGUGAAGGAGAGUUGUUUUACUUACUGUCAUGGGAGGAGUACAUGAAGGUGAGUGGUACGUCAAGGGAGGAGUACGUGAAGGUGAGUGGUUUUACUUACUGUCAUGGGAGGAGUAUGUCAAGUUGGAGGAAGGAGAGUGUUUUACUUGGAGGAGGAGAGUGGUUUUACUUCUUGUCAUGGGAGGAGUACGUGAAGGAGAGUGGUUUUACUUACUGUCAUGGAGGAGUACGUGCAGGGUACAUGAAGGUGAGUGGUUUUACUAACUAUGAGGAGUAUGUCAAGGUGGUGGUUUUACUUACUGUCAUGGGAGGAGUACGUGAAGGUGAGUGGUUUUACUUACUGUCAUGGGAGGAGUACGUGAAGGUGAGUGGUUUUACUUACUGUCAUGGGGGAGGAAGACAUCACUCAACGAGGAACUCUGACUUCAAAGCAGGACUAAGGGCCAUUGUAAUGAACAUCAGGUGUCGACCCAUGUAUUUUGCCCAGCGCCUGAUGAAAGCAAUGAAGGGACUUGGAACUGACGACAGCUCCCUAAUCCGAUUGGUCGUGUCGAGGUCAGAGAUUGAUAUGGUGCAGAUUAAGAAAUGUUUCCUGGAGCUGACCAACCAAACACUGUGGAACUACAUUGAACACGACUGCAGUGGAAACUACAAAAAACUACUUGAAGCAAUCGUUGGCAAAAAUUAACUGAAAAAUGGAAAUUCAACAUCAAUAUUCAGGGACAUGGGGAGGGGAGGUGUGUGCUAGUACUAGACAUUCAAAAUUCUUGGCAUAGGUUGUGGAGACAUCAAGUGAUGAACCAAAUGAAUGUAUUCUUGCUACCACCAGCUUAUGGCAGUUUACAUCACAGUUAAACAUGGUAAGGGUGACGGGGAGAUAUGAUUUUUUUAUAUAUAUGAUAGAGUGGAAAAUUGUCAAGAGAAAAAUUGGACAUAUCAUGUUAAAGAGGAAUUGAUUAAUAUGGGAUUUUCGUAAUUAUUGGUUUAGUCAAGAUCUACAUUUAUCAUAUUUACCUGUAAUCAAAAAAAUAUUUUUAGACCAAACUUUUCAAUAUAUUAGAAGAGAAAUUGUUAUGUCACCAAAAUGCACUAUGUAUAAAUAUUUUACAGAUUUAAUCUGCAAUUUUAUUUACGAAAACCACUUCCAAUACUUUAUAGAAAAUACAUUUCAAAAUUUAAAUCAAUUGUUAUCUCAUAUGUUAUCAAUUGAAACUGGAAGAUAUAGUUGUAUUAUGUUUUCACUGUUUAAAGGAUGUGGAAGAUGACUUUCAUUUUAUUUUAAAAUGUUCUGUAUAACAUUAUUUAAGAAAAAAUACAUUAAGCCUUAUUAUUGGAAGAAAACAUCAUAUUUCAAAUUAUAGCAAACUUUUAUAUAAUGUUGUCAUUGUUGAAAAUAUCAAACAACUGUAAUUUUGGAAAAUAUUUAUUUAAAGCUGCCAAAUUAAGUAAACAACUUGUUAAAAAGCAUUUCCCUUUCACAGGUAGAGUUAAGUAUGUUUCUCGUCUGGUAUGUGUACUUAUUUAUCAGUCUGUUUGUCCUGUAGUUAGUGUUUGUAGGCCUGUGUUACAUACAGAUGAGCUGUAAAACUCAAUGUCAAUAAAGAACUUACAAUUCA